CUUAUCCCAUAUUUGACACAGCUUGCCGUAUUGAUAAGCCUGCUUAGACAAAAAACCCCGCCCUCCGUCACGUAGUGGCCGCAAAGUUCCGCUAACCUUCCGCCAAUCUUCCACCGGUCUUCCACCGGUCUUCCGCCGCUCACUCGAACACGCCACCUACCCCGGCGUUAACCUCUGUCCGGUUGCACAAAUUUCAAUCCACGGCGAUAUAUCCCCCUAAUUAGCCUCCGAAGAGGUGACAAGGAGCCUGUGAAGUUCCGCCUUUCGGUAAUUUGGCACCCGUCUAGUCCGGAUGGAUCCUCCACAGCCAACUUUGUUUAGCCCGCAACGGCGGAAAGCGUGCAUCCCCUGUACUCGUGCAAAGCGCCGAUGCGACAAAUGUCUCCCAGCAUGCCAACGCUGCGUCGAGAAGGACGCUUGUUGCCGGUACCCUUCAAAUCGCCCCUAUGCCCGCCGAGAGGUCCCUCUAUCAAACACAGCAGAGAGCCCCAAAUCAGACCCGAGAGACUCGUUGCUUCAUCCGAGGAUCGGACAGGCAGGCGUUCCAGAAGCACUUGAAAUAGCCCACAAUUCACGUGCAGGCAGAGAUGACAGCGGUGACGAGCCUCCUACAUUGGAUUUGAACAGCCCCGUAAACGACAUUGAAGCUACAACCAGCUCAUGGUUCCUUCGGACGGAAACCUGGGUCAUCGACCAUUCCUACCCCGACCCUCAUGAUAGUCCUAGCAUCCGUCUAUCUGACCUUAAGCACUUUAUUCAGACUGUGAGGAGAUGGCUGCUGCAUUGGAUCCGAGAGAAUCACUGUCCAUUCAUGCAUGGGCAACUAUACACCGACUUAGGGUUGCCUCUAUGUCUGCUGGAUGCCUAUGCAGCUGUGAUCGUUUACCAGUCUAAGAAUGAGAAAAACGAAGAGGUCAUUAUGAGCAUUAUAGAAGAAAAGGCAAACAAACUACUAAACCAGCAACCAUCUCUUGCGGACUCUAAUGUUGAAGCGAUGCCACCUCUCCGAACAGCUGAGCAUCUAGCCCGCGUACAAGCUCUCUUUAUAUACCAGUUUAUCCGCCUAUUCGACGGAGAUAUUCGGCAGCGAGCACAGGCUGAAAUGCAUAUUCCUACGCUAAUAGAAUGGAACAGCAAGCUCUGGGAGUCAGCGAACCUAGAUGCCUGUCUGCAAACCUCAUUUGGCUUCGGUGGGCUGUUCUCUCAAAACUUAAGUAAUGACCGCCAUUACGAGCCUUCGGGAAGACCAUGGCGCGACUGGUUGCUGGCAGAGAGCAUCCGCAGAAUCUGGCUCAUUAGCAACUAUGUGCAGUGCGUGUAUCUGGCGAUGCGGGACGGCCAAGCUGCCUGCAUAGGAGGAAUCACAUUUACGGCACGUCGUGGCCUCUGGGAAGCGCCGUCUGCCGCAACUUGGACGCAGCUUGUCCGUAGUAAAGAUCCGUUGUUUGUGCCGUGUUUCCAGACAGAUCGCAUAAUUCGAUCUGUCUCAGCACUAGAGAUAGACAUAUUUUGCUUGUCGAUUAUAAGUAUUAUGUGAGAUAGGCUGAUCCUCGACUUCUAGGUGUCGAAGUUAGAUACGUAACGACAGCGUCUACUAGAGAGGUAAUAAAGGGAUAUAAGUUUUAUAGAUAUAGAUAGGCA
Pseudogymnoascus verrucosus is the source of this 1641-nucleotide messenger RNA. RefSeq lists its product as uncharacterized. The transcript has a single exon. Gene Ontology annotation, molecular function: zinc ion binding; DNA-binding transcription factor activity, RNA polymerase II-specific. Gene Ontology annotation, biological process: regulation of DNA-templated transcription. Bases 293 to 1537 code for a protein of 414 amino acids. The record is from RefSeq and is a predicted model, not a curated record. Lineage: Eukaryota; Fungi; Ascomycota; Leotiomycetes; Thelebolales; Thelebolaceae.